AUGCAUAAUAAGUUUAAACCUAUUAAAAUUAAUGACACAACAUUAGGAUCAACAGAAACAAAAAGCAUCCUCUUACUUACAGAAAGCCCAUCAUAAUUCAAAACAAAAUAAUAAUUGAGUCUUUAAAAGAAACUCUCAAAAUUGGAACCAUUAAUAAUAGAAAAAGAUAAUCGAAAUGAUUUAAGAAGCUAAGAAAAGCGAUUAUUAAAUGAUAUUGGUGUUAAUUAGGUUUUAGAUUGGAAAUCAUUUAUGCAAAAGGAUGCUGAAAAAAUCAAAGAAUUUAAUGAAACAACAGAGUAGCUAAGAAAAAGCUCAAUUUAAUCUUAAAAUUCACAAAUUUUCAUAUCACCAUAGAAAAAUGAUAAAUUCAAUACAUCUUAAUUUGAUGUUAAAAGAUCUUUGAUAAAUUUGAAGUCUAUUGAUAACGAUGACUUUCUCGAGAAGAUGAAACUAGGAAAGUAAGACAAAUAUUUAAAAUUUAGCAAACAGUUACCAAAUUUGACGACAACAGAAUUUAUGAAGUGCGUUAGAUAAAAGGAAAAAUUAACUGAAUAUGCAAAAGUAUAUUAACAAUUUCCAUAAAAUUUAUAUUUAAAAUUGAACAACUGUAUGAUACUUUUGUUUUAUUGAUUAGCUUAAAAUUUAGUACCAAAAACCUUUGGAUUAGUAUCUACUUAAGGAAAUGUAUUAACUCAAGUAAAUGCAUCAAGAUAUUUAAGAAGUAUUAGUGAUUGUGAAGUUUAUGCAUAAGCUAUGAAAACUUAAUAAUCACAGGGAAUAUAGAAAAUGCAAUUAAAUAACAAUAUUUAUGAUCCAAGAUAAUUUAAAGAAUUAUUAACUAGUUUUCCUAAUACAAUAAGAGAACUAGAAUUAAAAGACUGCAAACUAAAUUUUAAACAUAUAGAUACAUUGAUGACAUAUGUUAAUAAGAAUCUGAUCUUCAAAUUGAACUUAGAAUAAAAUUUACUUAGAGAUUAGGGUUGCAAUAUUUUGUUUUAAUAUCUAAUGAGCAACAAUACAUUGUAGUGCUUAAAUUUGUGUAAUAAUAAAAUAACAGAAUCUUCAAGCAUAGCAUUGAGUAAUGUUUUAAAAUAAUCCCAAAGAUUAUUUGAAUUAUAUUUAGGAUUUAAUAAUCUCUAAAUCAAUGGAGGUAUUUAAAUAUGGAAGGCAAUGUACAAGAAUACAAGUAUAAAAAUUUUAGAUAUGUCUCAUAAUGCAAUGACAUCUUUGGAAUGUGCAUAAGCAAUAGCCAAAGCAUUAUCUCGUUCUUAUAAUGAAUUAGUUCAUAUUGAUCUUAGAUAUAAUAAAUUUAAUCAGUAAUAAAGCUAAAUAAUAGCUGAGGGAAUGAUAAAAAAUGAAACUAUCUAUGGAUUUCAUUUUGAAGGCAAUUAUUAAGAUAUAAUUAUGAAUCCUAAUGGAUUUCUUAUGAAUAGAAGAGAAGAACUUAAAAUAAAAAAAUAGAAAAUAGAUUAAUUAAAUAAACAACCUUAAUACUUUAAAUUGUUGGAUGAAGAAAAAUUAGAAAAUUAUAAUAAAUUAAAAACUGAUGAUGAUUUAUGUUUAGCUUAUCUUAGAAGCAGAAGAAUGAAAUCUACUGAAUUAAAUAAAUAAAAAGUAAAUAUGAUAAAUAAAUUGGAUGUUUGUUGGAUAUGUGAAGGUUGGUAAGAAAUUAAAUUUUAAUGGAAUCCUAAAUCAGGACCCUUGUAAACUGAGCCAAUUUUUAUACAUUUUGAUUUCGAUGAUUACAAACCAUAUUUAAUGACUUUUUUAAAUAAAGAGUUCUUCUUUGUUAAGAUGUGUCCUCCUAAUACAUCUAUCAAAUAUUUUUUUACAAAUCCUAUUUUAGGAAUUUAAUGUAUUGCAGAAGAUCAAAAUGUAUUAUCUUUACAUUAAGCACUUCCAUCUAUUCCUUUUCUAUACAACAAUGAAAUUUUAGUUGAUGGAAACACUAUGACAAUGAUUAAUGAACUAAUAACAAAUAACAAUCAAAUUUUAUUUGAUAGAUAUGUACCUUUAAUAUAAGUUAAACCAAGAGAAACUAUGGUAUUAUUUGAUUUUUCUCCAUAUUUGAAUAUUGCUUCUACUAAAUGGUCUGUAGAAACAUCAAUAUUUAGAUACUUUCCACCUGAUACUGAUUAAUUAAUAGAAGAAUGUUUUGAAUUUGAUUACUAAAAUUCUAAAAUAAAUAGACUAGUUAAAGAAACAGAAUUAUAAGAUGUCAAAGAAAUAUUAAAGUAAUUCUAUUUUUAACUAUUUAAUUGUUAUAAAUAUUUUGCAUCAGGAAACCCAACUGCUCCUGUAUAUAAUAUUUAUAAUAUUUUAGAUACCAUGUUUAGGACCUACUGA
Messenger RNA from Paramecium sonneborni, 2346 nucleotides. The record is from the annotation of a GenBank genome assembly. Lineage: Eukaryota; Ciliophora; Oligohymenophorea; Peniculida; Parameciidae.